Molecule: messenger RNA, 1844 nt
Organism: Hypomesus transpacificus
Lineage: Eukaryota; Metazoa; Chordata; Actinopteri; Osmeriformes; Osmeridae
Product: shaker-related potassium channel tsha2-like
Exons: 1
Coding region: 381-1829 (482 amino acids)
Biological process (GO): protein homooligomerization; potassium ion transmembrane transport
Cellular component (GO): voltage-gated potassium channel complex; membrane
Molecular function (GO): protein binding; delayed rectifier potassium channel activity
Source: RefSeq, a predicted model, not a curated record
AACCAGAGAGUUUACUAAUGGUUUGCUGUACUACAGAGAAAGAGUGACAGGGACUGUGCAGCAGUGUCAUCAAGUCAGUCAACAUGGGGAGGGCUUUGGGGUUUAAAAUAGUGAUAAUAUGCCUGUCAUCUGUAGCCUACACAGCUAUGAGCAAGACGAGGAGAAGAUCUUUUGACAAUUAGUAUAACAUUUCAAAAGGACAUUUUUUAGAGAAUAACUUUUUUCUGACAAGACUCAGCACAUUCUGGGGUAAACUUUUUCCUGAGCGCUUAUGUAUACAUUUACGUGGACAUAUAUACUGAAGAGAGGGGAUAUAACACCUGAGAGAGCGAGUGUAGGGGCCUUAGGGUGAGUGAACCAUUACCCUUGGCGGGUAAAAGAUGACUCUAGUGUCCCAAGAGAACCAGGAUGAGACUUUGGUAGUUGCUCCCUUAUUCCAAGAUGUGUGCGACUUGGAACAGGCUGACCAGGAGUGCAGCGAAAGGAUCGUGAUAAACGUAUCUGGGUUGCGCUUCGAAACUCAAUUGAAGACACUCUCCCGUUUCCCUUCAACGCUUUUGGGAGAUCCACGGAAAAUGAUGCGCUUCUUUGAUCCUCUGAGAAAUGAAUACUUUUUUGACAGAAACAGACCCAGCUUUGAUGCCAUCCUGUAUUAUUAUCAAUCUGGAGGAAGGCUUCGGAGACCCGUCAGUGUACCUGUUGACAUUUUCAUGGAAGAAAUUACAUUUUACGAAAUUGAGGAGGAGGCCAUAGAAAUGUUCAAGGAUGAUGAAGGUUUGAUAAAGGAGGAAGAACGUCCAAUGCCCAAGAAUGAGUUUCAACGCCAAAUAUGGUUGUUGUUCGAGUAUCCUGAUAGCUCAGGGGCUGCAAAAAUGAUUGCUAUAGUUUCAGUUAUGGUGAUUUUGAUAUCCAUCAUAAUUUUUUGUCUGGAGACGUUGCCAGAAUUCCGGGAAGAACACAGUGUAGUGUCUAAUCAUCUUGUUUCAAAUGGAACUACCCACGAGAAAAAAACUAAUCAUUUUACAGACCCGUUUUUUGUGGUUGAGACUCUCUGCAUUGUGUGGUUUUCCUUUGAAUUUCUGAUGAGGUUUCUGUCGUGCCCUAGCAAAGCAGCUUUCUUUAAAAACCUAAUGAAUUCUAUUGACGUUGUUGCUAUUGCACCUUAUUUUAUCACCCUUGGCCUGGAUCUCGCUGAAACCAAGCAGGGAAACGGUCAACAGGCAAUGUCUUUAGCCAUACUCAGAGUUAUCCGUCUGGUACGAGUCUUUAGGAUUUUCAAACUUUCGAGACACUCCAAGGGUCUUCAAAUUCUCGGCCAAACUCUUCGUGCAAGUAUGAGAGAACUUGGACUGUUAAUAUUCUUUCUGAUCAUAGGGGUUAUUUUGUUCUCCAGCGCGGCUUACUUUGCGGAGGUUGACGACCCACAAACUGGAUUUACAAGUAUCCCCGCUGCAUUCUGGUGGGCUGUGGUGUCCAUGACCACAGUUGGGUAUGGAGACAUGUACCCAGAAACUAUUGGAGGCAAGAUAGUGGGAUCUUUAUGCGCCAUCGCUGGGGUGCUUACAAUUGCCUUACCUGUCCCUGUCAUCGUAUCAAAUUUCAACUAUUUCUAUCACAGAGAGCAUGACCAGGGGGAAAAUACUAAAUAUACACACGUGACAUGCGGACAGCAACAGUCAUCAUUGGGGGAAUUCAAAUCAAGUGACAGCAUACAGUCGUUUAGGCCUACUAAAACAGAAUACCUGGAUGAUGGGAACGUUUUGGAUACUAUAAGAUAUUCAACCUUAAACCCCUUUGAAACAUACACUGGCAAACUGACAGACGUUUAAAAAUGAGAAUAGGGC